AUGGCGCCUAUGUCUGAGGAGGAUCUGGAAUGGUUCAAAUCCACUUUUCGCCCCAUUCCGAAGCCAGAGCUCCCCGACGAUGCUGUCGAAUAUUCACUCUACUAUAUUCCCUCCGGCCCCGCCCCCACUGUCACCGAUGAAGUCGCAGAGACUAGAUCGCGAUUAGUCGAGGUACAGCGGACUGCAGCAGAAUUGACAAAGGAGCUCUUAAAGGACUAUAUUUGGCAGCGUGAAGGCUUCAAAUUGGAGAUCGCAAAAGAUGAUGGAAUCACAUUCUUACGGGGGCGCACAAACUUCGGGGAUUCGAUUGAAGACGAAUGGGUGAUUGUAUAUCUUCUUCGGGAAUUGACCAAGAAGCACAAGGAUAUCUGGGUGAAGGUCGUGGACAGUGACGGGCAGUUUCUCCUUGUAGAAGCAGCUGGUGCUCUCCCAGCCUGGCUGGAACCCGAGGUGGCAGAGAACAGAGUAUGGAUAAACCAAGGAGAACUUGUUAUCAUCAAACCCAAGAACGAGAACCUUCGCCGAGUGACGGAAAAGCUAUCCCUUGCUGAUUCAAGGAAAAUCAUCAAAGAAGAACCCAAGCGACUUAUGCGCUCUCCGAUGAUCCAAGAAGAAGCUUUCUAUCGUUUGCGAAACUAUCCCAAGCAGAUCAGCGAGAACCUCCAUUCAGCGCUUGUCAUUAUUCCUCGAAAGGUCGCAUUUCUCCUACAUCAGAAGCCAGCAUACAUUUCAGCAGCGGUGGAGGCUUUCUAUCUACGAGAUCCAAUUGCAUUACGGCCCCUCAGAUCCAAAGACACUAGUACCUUUAUCUUUAAACCUGAGGAUUUUGUCACAGUCAGCGUACGGUUCACCCGAGUCGGUUACGCACAACUCAAGAGCCAGGACUUCCCAGCUCCAAAGUCCUGGGUUGGGAAGCUUCCCCCUACAGAUGAUCGAACGGCAUAUGAGCGGGCAGAGGUGGGGAUGAAGCUUUCUUGUGGCUUUGAGAUGCUUCUCACAGAUCCGCAGAAUCAAGACAAGGCUUCCGUAAGAGAGAUGAAACUUUUGCUGGAGGAUGUGGAAACCGGGGAUGAAAAUCUACCCACGGAUGAAGAGAUCGCCACCUGGGAUAAGCGCCAAGAUGAUGAAAAAUGGCUGGAUAUCAACUUCGAGGAUUUGGACCGAGAGUUGAAGGGCAAGGGCAAAGGUGACGAUGCAGAGGCCAGGGGAGCAUUUGGAGACUCAAAUGCCCAGGAGAACCUUCAACGCAUCGUAGCUCAAUUUGAGAAAUUCCUGAACGAUGAAUCUGCUGGCUUCGAGGGAGCUGAUUUCAUUGAUGACUUUGACUCGGAUUCCGACAAUGGCGACGACGACGAUGAAGACGACUUAAGUGAUGAGGCAGAGGACAAGGAAGCAUCUUUUGACGAGGAGGAGUUUUCAAGGAUGAUGAAGGAGAUGAUGGGCUUGCCGUCCUCCAUGCCCACCAUGCCACCCCUUCAGGGCCCGUCCAAGCAACCAUCCGCUUCCCGGGGCCGGGUGGAGGAAUUAGAUUCAGAGUCAGAAGACGACUUGGAGAAAAUCCAAAAACUCUCGGCACAGAUGGAAGCAGAGCUUAAGGGCACGGGUGUGCUCGAUCUACGCCGCCCCAAGCAAUCCACAGGAAAGCAAGCCAUAUCUGGGAAAGACCAGGACGAUAAAAAUGAUCAGGGUGAGGCAGACGUCGACGAAGAAGAUAUCAAUAUCAACCUCGCCAGAAAUCUGCUGGAGAGUCUGCAGGGCCAAGGUGGCGCUGCAGGCCCAGCAGGAAACAUGUUGUCAAUGAUGAAUUUGCCCACGCCUAAAGACGAUCGCCGAUGA
Aspergillus clavatus NRRL 1 is the source of this 1836-nucleotide messenger RNA. RefSeq names its product putative regulatory factor Sgt1. The coding region runs from base 1 to 1836 and encodes 611 amino acids. Gene Ontology annotation, cellular component: nucleus. NCBI's taxonomy places the organism in Eukaryota, Fungi, Ascomycota, Eurotiomycetes, Eurotiales, Aspergillaceae. The record is from RefSeq and is a predicted model, not a curated record. The transcript has 3 exons.